Helianthus annuus (common sunflower) is the source of this 543-nucleotide messenger RNA. RefSeq lists its product as uncharacterized. The record is from RefSeq and is a predicted model, not a curated record. NCBI's taxonomy places the organism in Eukaryota, Viridiplantae, Streptophyta, Magnoliopsida, Asterales, Asteraceae. The transcript has a single exon. Bases 1 to 543 code for a protein of 180 amino acids.
AUGUUGCAACAAUUAAAUAGCGUUAAAUUCAAACCUGGAGAGGACCGAUGGAAGUGGAAGUCAGACAACAAAGGCGUGUUUUCGGUUGCGGCGACCAGAAAUCAGAUAAUCAAACAACAUGGAAUCGGAGUCGAGGAAGAAUGGAAAUAUUGGAAUAAGUGGGUACCACCGAAAGUUAACUAUUUUACGUGGAGAGUGAUGAUUGAGAGAAUCCCGGUUAAAAAGGAACUAAUAAGAAGAAGAAUUCCGAUGAAUAAUCAGUUAUGUUCAAGAUGCGGGAUACAAGAGGAAACGGUUGAUCAUGUGAUAUGCGGAUGUACAUCAUCAAAAUCUGUUUGGAAAAAGAUUCUCGUUUGGCUAAAAAUACCAACGUCCACUGAAUUCCGCGGGUGUAGAGAAACUUUAGAGUACGUUAACGAACUAACUGGAUCAAACGAGUGGAAGAAAGUUAUUAGAACAGUGUUUCAAACAACUGUGUGGAAUAUUUGGAAGUCUCGAAACGAAAAGGAGUUUGAAGAUAAACUGGAACCAGCAACGACAUAG